AUGAAUUCUGCCGAGGCUUCUCGGCUGAGAUACCACACCCCACUGCUAUUUCAGCCCUGUACAUAUCUUGGAUCGCCGCGCAGGAUUCUGAGUGAACAAUCAGCGUCUCUGCCGAUCAAGGAGGGCUAUCAGCCCAACACCUCAGCCGCCAAGAUAUCGACCGCCACGGCUUCUUUUGAUUGUGUUUUGUAUUUUAUCAUCUUUUUUCAAGGCCUUUCGCACGUUUUUGCCACCAACGCCAUAAUGACUUCCAGCCAUUUUUUCUUAUCCAGGACAUCGGGCUCUUUGUUUGGCUACUUGACCAUGGAUCUGUUAAUUUUGAUUCUUUGUGCGGGAAAAAUUUUGUUUUUGUGCUUUUCGUCCGCCAUUUCGACCCUAUUUAGCCCCUACUCGAUGCUUCUUUUUAGCCAAUUUGGCAAGGCAACCGUUCUGUUGUCGCUCUCUUUUUUGGCACUGUUUUCCGGAGCCAACGGAACCGUUUUCAUCGUCCUGGUCGCCAUUUUGGGCUUCCAUUCGGCAGUGCUAUCGGCAAUUUCAUUUUUAAGCAUAUUCUCAAUGCUGUCUCAGGUUCACGCGCGAUAUACGCAUGCCUAUUACAAUGGACAGGGAAUAGCCGGCAUGCUUUCGUGCUGCUUCAAAUUGAUCACCAUGAUCAUGGUAGUCCCCUUGAAUAGCCGUGCUUCGCUCUUUUUUGGAGGCUCCGAUUUUGGCGUGUUUUUGUACUUUGUCGUGUCUUCUGCAAUCGUUUACAUCUCCGCGAUUCUAUUGUUGGCUAAAAAGAAAGAUUUCACUUCAGCAGAUGCUCUUCAUGCAACUGAGAGCCCUAAUGGCAUAAAUGGCGAGGAAGAUUUUUCAGACCAGCCAUCAGAGGUAAAGGAAAUCGCUUUGAAGCUGAAAUCCAAUUUGUACUUUGAAGCUGGCGUCGGGUCGCCGCCAAUUGCGGUGGUGAGCCCUCAAAUACAGCACCAAGAAUUGACUUGUACAUCUUCCUUUGAUUCGCACGGAAAUCAUACCGAAACGCCGGCAUCUUUGCUUGGAAACUAUUUUCGCGUAUAUCGAGAAAUCCGCGUCUAUUUUUGGUGCGUCGUAUUUCAUUUCUUUGAGGUGAUUUUUUUCAUCCCAAAUUUCCUGUACAUGGUAAAGCCCACCACGGUAUUCCCUGUUGAUGCAAACAACAGCGCGCUUUCGAUCUUGAAUGCGGAAACGUUUCCCGUGAUUACCUUUUUCUUUUACAACCUUGGAGAUGUAUUUGGUCGCUUCAUUUUAAGAUACCCCGCCGUUUGUUUGAAGGGCAAAGCAAGUCUUACCUUCUUUACGGUCGUUAGCAUGGGGUUCAUUCCAUUGUUUUUUUUCAGCAAUGUUUCGGACAUUGUCACCAGUGAAAAGACCAUCGAGUACCCGAUUGCUAGACUAUUGUCUGGCGAUGGCUACUUUUUGUUCCUUGUUUGUGUGUUUGGAUUUUUUAGCGGAUAUUUAUCUUUAAACCUGUUAAUGUUCGUGCCUAGAUCGGUUACAUCAGAUACAGACAGGAGGAUUGCAUCGAUACUAUGCGUGUAUGGAAUCAGCUUUGCGCUUUUCGGGGGGUCUUUCAUCUCUUUAUUUCUAAAAUCGUUGUUGUUGUUUUUCGGGUAA
Mitosporidium daphniae is the source of this 1632-nucleotide messenger RNA. Its product is annotated as Fun26-like protein. The coding region runs from base 1 to 1632 and encodes 543 amino acids. The record is from RefSeq and is a predicted model, not a curated record. The transcript has a single exon. NCBI's taxonomy places the organism in Eukaryota, Fungi, Microsporidia. Gene Ontology annotation, cellular component: plasma membrane. Gene Ontology annotation, biological process: nucleoside transmembrane transport. Gene Ontology annotation, molecular function: nucleoside transmembrane transporter activity.